GUCCACCUUUCGCAACUCACCCCCCACCAUCUCCCGAGCUACCACCUCGAUCCACCCUCCUUUUUCCUCGUGCCUUCCCGAUACCGUCUUUGUCACUGAGCCCUCUCUGCAAAGUGACGGCGUUCUGCAGUACAUAGCAUAGUCAAUAAAACGAAGUUGCUUGCAGCCCGCUGCAUCUCCGACAGAAGCUCCAGAGCACAUCGUCGGUUCAUCUCCGCUGACCGCAACCACAUCAUCUACUUGCAUCCCCGACUAUACGGGGUACGAUAGAAACAACUGAAUUAUAUCGUGCCAUCUGAAAGAGUCGAGCCGGAAACCAAGCUCCAGCCCAUAUUACCCGCAAGAUGGCAACCGUAUACACGCAUAUGCAGCCGCAGGACGAGCUGGUGGCACUCUUUUCUCGCAACCUCACACUAGACCACUUGUCUCAACCAGCACCCACACCAGAAGCCGCCCCUGCCCCCGUUGAAGCGCCCAAGGAAGAGCACAAGAUCGUCUACAUCUCACAACAUUACAACCACUCGGCCCACCUCACCGCAAAACAAAAUGACCAACCAGUACGCCCAGCCUCCGAGCCGCCCCAGAGUGAGCAUGCCGUCGUAGAGCAAGUCCUUAGGGAGCACAACGUAAACACCUCGGGCCUCUCGUCCGCCCAGCUCCAGCUCUUCAGGACUGUCGACACGCCGCAGCAGCUCCGCUUGAUCGAGCUCUGGCGUGCCUGCCCACCCACCAACAGCACCGACAACCCGACCCUGACUUGGAGCAUGACAAGCGUCGACCAAGAAGAAGCUCUCGCCCGCCUGCGCUUCGAGCAGCAGCAACAAGAUCUGAUCGACCAACAACUGCAGCAAGAGUUCGGCAUGAUGCAGGACGAGCACGAGCCCGAGCCGGAGACGGUCAUGUCGCUCGACGGCACGCCCCUGACGCCCAUCCAAGCAGGCGACGGCCGGUGGAUCGCCACCUCGGACCGGGCGUCGUACCACUACAUGGAGCCCUACAUGGCGUCGGGAUACGAGGAGAUGGCCCGCCGUGAGUACGAAGAGUCCAUGAGCAGGGCGUAUACUGAGUCUGUGGCCCCGCCAUCAAAGGAGACCAAUUCGCUCGCGGCUGCUGCCCUCGCCAGCGCUGGGGGUACCCCGACUUUUAACCCCUCGCACGCCGACCCCGUGUACAAGAUGACGAACGUGGGCAACAGUGUGAGCUGGGGGAGCGAGGCCGCCAUGGCGGAUCAGUAUGGGCGGCUCAUGGCCAUGAGGGACGAUGAGGACAUGCUUUGAUGGAUUAUGCGUUGGGCAAAGGGGCGACCCUGGCCUUUGUUCGAAACGCAAAUGAAGAGACGGAUGUGUGGGGGGCAUUUUACCCCAAUUGAUCGGAUAGAUAUCACAACUUUUCCUCCUUGUCUAAUCAACAACCUGCGACAGAAAUUGGCGUACCGAAUACCAUAGGAUCUGAACCACUCUCCCUCCCGCGGCUCAAAAUAGUAGCUAUGGCGUCAAACAAAUGUGAUGCAGCCUAUAGAACUCCCUCUCUCCUCAAGACUACACGCAGAAUGCUGUCACCAGCACUCCUCACCACAGCCGACGUUCUUUGGGUCGGAUCACCUUAGCUGCAGAAAAUGAAUGAUCCCAAGCCGA
Molecule: messenger RNA, 1634 nt
Organism: Chaetomium fimeti
Lineage: Eukaryota; Fungi; Ascomycota; Sordariomycetes; Sordariales; Chaetomiaceae
Exons: 2
Coding region: 345-1277 (310 amino acids)
Source: RefSeq, a predicted model, not a curated record